AUGGCCAAGAAGAGGGCGAGAGAAGCCGACGGUGCGGCGCCGGACCCGGACAAGAUGCAGGAGGAUGAGAGCUCAGACGACGAAUCGCUCCUCAGACAGCUGCUCGAUGUCGACUCACAAUUAUUCGACAUCUCGGGCCUGGCGGACCUGAUACUGUCACAGCCCACCAUCGGGUCCACCGUCAAGACCGACGGCAAGGAGGCGGACCCGUACGCCAUGCUCACGGCCCUCAACCUGCAGGAACACCGGGCUAAGAAGCCCCUGGCGGACCUCAUCCAGUACCUGGGCGAGAAGGCCAAGGCGACCGAGUCGCUGUCGGCGCUGCCGGAGCUGCUGGCGUCGGGCCAGCACGUGGGCCUGGUGCUGUCGGAGCGGCUGAUCAACAUGCCGUCCGAGAUCGCGCCGCCCAUGUACAACCUGCUGGCGGACGAGGUGGAGGCGGCGGUGGAGGACGGGGAGCCGUACGUCUUCUCGCACUACCUGGUGCUGUCCAAGACGUACCACGAGGUCGAGUCGACGCUCGACGUCGAGGAGCGCCGCAAGAAGAAGGGCAAGGUCGCCGAGCCCGCCACCUACUACUUCCACCCGGAGGACGAGGUGCUGCAGAAGCACGCCCUGGCUCACGGCAGCUACGCCUUCACCAAGAACGACGAGGCCGUCGCCGACAGCAAGCGCGCCUUCCAGGAGAUGGGCAUCGUGUCCAAGGGCCACCUGAUCCUGAUAGAGGCUGGCAAGUUUGGUGGCGCCAUCAAGGCGAUGAAUGAAUAUUUAAGCCCUCCGUCAUGA
Molecule: messenger RNA, 786 nt
Organism: Neoarthrinium moseri
Lineage: Eukaryota; Fungi; Ascomycota; Sordariomycetes; Amphisphaeriales; Apiosporaceae
Exons: 2
Coding region: 1-786 (261 amino acids)
Cellular component (GO): nucleus
Source: RefSeq, a predicted model, not a curated record